Rhopilema esculentum is the source of this 3326-nucleotide messenger RNA. RefSeq lists its product as uncharacterized. The record is from RefSeq and is a predicted model, not a curated record. NCBI's taxonomy places the organism in Eukaryota, Metazoa, Cnidaria, Scyphozoa, Rhizostomeae, Rhizostomatidae.
CGCAUUGGCUUUGCACUAGUACCCUUUGCGUUGUGGAUGAAGGAAGGACACUAAGAAAGAAGUGAAUGUUUACCAAGGGCAAAAGGCAUUUCGUCAGCCCGACCAACUAAAUAGCACCUCAAUGUCGCUAUGCUCAAGUUCAUCACACAUAAGCUGCGAAAUCAGUCCCUAAAUGAAGUAAGACCGAUAGAGAACCAGGGCUCUUGGUUAGCGGAACAUCUCGAAGAGUUGGAGAGUAUCGGAGGGGACACAGGCAAGGAUAUACCAACUCCAAAUGAAAGGGAUAACGGAAAUGGGAAUAAUAACAAUUUUCCAAGUCUCACUGGAGAGCCUCACGUCUUAGAACCGCUGCUGAAAGAACUUCGUCUUGAAAAAUACUCUGAAAAUGCAGGAAUAAAUUACUUAACUUCAUCAAGGCUAGAAGUCUUCUCAGAGCAAAGCUUAAAAGAGAAAGAACCCGAAAAUGACUCUAAAAGAGAUGAAACAAAGGAAAAUCAACCGUGCUUUUUGCCUGUAUUGGAGUUUCCAGCUCGAACUUUUCCAAGCUCGACGGAUAAGAGAAAAUUGACUGAUUUUAAGAGACGCAAGGUAGAGAGUAGCAGUGAUAGCUCGUCAAGCGAUGAUGAAUUGAAGGAGCUGUGCUCCUAUAGUAGCGCUAAGCUGAGGGCUUGCUCAAGACCCCCGGAUAAGAUUGCUGCUGUGUCGUCAUCUUUUGUUGUUUGCCAGCGACGUAGAAACAGAGGCCCUUCGCCAAGACUUCAGACUAUGCCAAGGCCUUCAAUUAACUUCGAGAGGAUGCAACAGCAGACCAUGGUGUUCAGAAAGCAAAGGAGCAGAGUCGUUAGAGUGAGGACCCUGCCAUCCAUGCAAGCAGCCUCGAGGCACUGUGACCCCUCUGUCCUUGGUUUCAAGCCCAUCACAAACAUCAAUCCGUGUAUCAAUCAUUUGGCCCCUGUGGAGGAUCCUUUGGCGUUUUAACCUGUAAAUAUGGAAGUAGGGCAGAUACAGUUUUAUGACAGUGGUUGUCAUUCAACGUGCAUCACGUUUCGUAGGGAACCGUUGUUAUAAAUAUCCUAUAUGUUAGCUCUGUCACUAUGGGAACAUUUUAGGCGAAAUGUUAUCCUUUGUUUUAAAAGGCAAGGUUAGUGAGAAGUAUUUUCAUAACAUGUUGUCUGCGAGUUGUAAAAUUUCGUCUAGCUAUAUGUUGAAAAAGUUUAAAAUAGCGGAGGGGUAAUUUGAGCCCCCUUGCGCCAAACCGGGCCUAGUAUUUCUGCAGUCAUUCGUGUGUUAUCGUAAACUGUUACCGUUAACGUGAUACCAGCAAAUUCCAUGUUUUGCGACUACAACCCGUGGUUUCUACUAGUUUCCUAAAACAAUCGAAUGACUGGGUUUACAGAAGUGCUUAAUGGUUUGCCUAAUACCAAAUAUUUUGGUGGAUGUUGACUUUCUGUAUAAGACGAGGGCAAGUUGGAGAAAACGUUCCCGGAACCACUUUGCUAAUUUGCAUAUUCAGAAUAAUUUACUUGAAUUCUUUUGGGAAAUAGACGCGAUAGAAUGUUGAUUUUUCUCAAGAGAGCUAAUUUAUUUGUCCAUUUUCGGCAGAAAACGUUGAUUUCUACUCGUUUUAGUACCUUUGGGAAUUAGUUCCUCGCUCUGAAGUAGUACUUUGACAAUCAAGAGGCUCUGUUGAUUUCAGUUUAACAAAUUCCAUCGACUUACAGUCCUUCCUCCCAAAAUCCUUUGAAUCGUCAGCUUUUUGGGAUUUGAUUCGUGGCAAUUAAUCAAGAAUGUUUUAUCAAGCUGAAACCUAAAAUCAUUAUGAACAUUCCCCUGUUCAAAAUAAGGCAUUGAAUUUACAUUGAAUAAGAUGGUCGUAUUUGGCGGGGAUUUCUCUCAUCGUAUGCGUCAGUUUGCGCAAUUUGUGGGAUUAAAUGCCUCGCAAGUGGAAAACAGUGUUAUUAAACUUUGAUCAUGGCGUCCGCAAAACAGUUUAUUUGCUGACCUCGUAACGAGAACACACUUAACCGUUUGGGAUUAGGAUUUUAUGCACCAAAAAACCCGAUGUUUGUGCUGUUAACUGUGCAUAUUUUCUCGCGUUAUUGAGUAUUUUCUCAACAAAAUUUUUAAGGCUUGGUGAAUUGUAACAAAAAUUCUCACAUUGGAAGUGCACAAGGUGCAAUGUAGUAGCUAAGGACAUUGUAAUCUGACGGAAUAGGUGUUUCUCUAUUCCGUUCGCAUCCUUUUCUUUGCCAGCUUAAAAUGAAAUGUAAAUAGUACGGAAUAUGCGACACAGUAAACCUUCGGAGAUGCCCGCGAAAUCGCGAUAAAAUAUGCACAUGUGUUUUGCUAUCUGCAUACAAGAUGGCUAUAGUUUUAGCAACGUGUAAAUUUUGUACAUACAAUGCAAUUUCUUUUGCAUUUACAGAGUUAGUAAAUUUAAUACCCGUUCGUGCUGUUUGACCAGUAGACUUUCUUUGAAAUUUUUAAGAUUCGUACCAGCACCCCCUCCCUGCUCCAACCAUGUUGUACAUAUUUCUGUAAAUCGAAAAAAGCUCUGGCUGCCAAAACUCUCGUUGACAAACCAAAAUGUUUUCUAAAAAUAAGCUACCUUUUCUAAUGGUAUAUUAUUGAACUAACCAAAAAAUACACUUCACAAUCAUGGACUGCGUUUUCAAAUUGAUUGAGAGAUAAAAUGCAAUACAACAUUAAAAAACCAAAUUUAACGUCCAUAGCUGUAUUUAAUGUCAUGCUAUUUUAUAAUACAUUACUGUAAAUCCCCUCCCCCCUUCUUUCACAAGCCAACCUCUUUGUGUUUUCGUUUCUUUAUCAUGUGGCAUGCCCUGUACCUUUACCAUGGUUCCCGAAAUACUGUCCUUGGAAGAUUUUGUAAUUAGAUAAAAUUAUUUCUACUAAACAAAGACGGGGACUAUAAGGGAGAAGUUUCAUCUUUUCAAAUAUCUAUCGAAGUUACAAAUAAAGUAUGUGAAUAUGCGAACUUAAAAUGAGAAGAAUUUCACAAGCAGAUGUGCAACAUGUUGUUUAGCACCGAGUUGCUCUGCUCAUUCACUGCCCAGUUUUGAGGUGUUUGUUAACACGUAGGGAACUUGUUUUUCCCUUCAAAAGCACCAACCGUCAUCAUUACUGUAUUAUACCGUGUUAUAUAUUAAUCGUUGUGGUUCCUGUCAUCGUUGUUGUUGUUAUUAAUUGUUAUCCAGGUCUCCUCCGUUUCAGUGGGCUUUGUUGUGAUUCCAUAUUUGUAUGCGCUGUAUGUUUGUCUAGCACAUUUAGAACAAAAUAUAAGUUAUAAGACAUUAUAUAAAUGGCAA